Molecule: messenger RNA, 687 nt
Organism: Pongo pygmaeus (Bornean orangutan)
Lineage: Eukaryota; Metazoa; Chordata; Mammalia; Primates; Hominidae
Product: keratin-associated protein 10-10
Exons: 2
Coding region: 1-687 (228 amino acids)
Cellular component (GO): keratin filament
Source: RefSeq, a predicted model, not a curated record
AUGGCUGCAUCCACCAUGUCCAUCUGCUCCAGCGCUUGCACCGACUCUUGGCGGGUAGACGACUGCCCAGAGAGCUACUAUGAGCCCCCCUGCUGCUAUGAGCCCCCCUGCUGCACCCCCAGCUGCUGCGCCCCGGCCCCCUGUCCGACCCUGGUCUGCACCCCAGUGAGCUGUGUGUCCAGUCCCUGCUGCCAGGCAGCCUGUGAGCCCAACCCCUGCCAAUCAGGCUGCACCAGCUCCUGCACACCCUCAUGCUACCAGCAGUCUAGCUGCCAGCCGGAUUGCUGCACCUCCUCCCCCUGCCAGCAGGCCUGCUGUGUGCCUGUCUGCUGCAAGCCCGUCUGCUGCGUGCCCAUCUGUAACAAGCCUGCCUGCUGUGUGCCUGUCUGCUCCAAGUCCGUCUGCUAUGUGCCUGUGUGCUCUGGGGCUUCCACUUCAUGCUGCCAGCAGUCUAGCUGCCAGCCUGCUAGCUGCACCACCUCCUGCUGCAGACCCUCCUCCUCUGUGUCCCUCCUCUGCCGCCCCGUGUGCAGGUCCACCUGCUGCGUGCCCAUCCCCUCCUGCGGUGCCUCUGCCUCCUCCUGCCAGCCCAGCUGCACAGCCUCCUGUGUUUCCCUCCUCUGCCGCCCCGUGUGCUCCCGCCCCGCCUGCUACAGCCUCUGCUCUGGCCAGAAGUCCAGCUGCUGA